Molecule: messenger RNA, 2014 nt
Organism: Lotus japonicus
Lineage: Eukaryota; Viridiplantae; Streptophyta; Magnoliopsida; Fabales; Fabaceae
Product: RING-H2 finger protein ATL13
Exons: 1
Coding region: 227-1792 (521 amino acids)
Source: RefSeq, a predicted model, not a curated record
ACAAAACAAAAGAAAACGAGGUAACACAACACAACACUCCAACACAAUUGUCUCCAUCAAAACCACUUCUUCCUUCUAUUCUAUUCCAUUGUCCCUCUCUUCACCUCCCACCUUUCUGCUUCCAACCAUGGCACCAAACAGUGUCUUCAAACACUCUGUGACUGUGAUCCCAUCUCCACUCGAGUAGAGUUGCAAUCUUUUCUUCAUUCUCUUCUGCCCCUGCAAAAUGGGUAGAAAUUUCACUCAACAAGGAGACACCUUUCUACCUCCGUCAGAACAACCGCCAUUUUUUCUCCCUCAAUCUCAACCUUCACCACCCACCACCACCGUUCGAUCUGACAGCAGCAGCAGUUUCAGUUUCAACGACAAGGCCUUGAAGGUUAGUCCCAGCAUACUCCUCAUCAUCAUCAUUCUCGCCAUCGUUUUCUUCAUCUCCGGUUUGCUCCACCUCCUCGUUAGAUUCCUCUGGCGGCCACCGAGCAGAGAAACCGAUGAUUUGGACAGUGUCACCGCCCUUCAAGGCCAGUUACAGCAACUCUUCCACCUCCAUGAUGCUGGUGUUGACCAGUCUUUCAUUGACACCCUCCCUGUUUUCCCUUUCAAAGCUAUCAUUGGGUUGAAGAACCCUUUUGACUGUGCUGUUUGUUUGUGUGAAUUUGAACCAGAAGACAAGCUUAGAUUGUUGCCGAAAUGUAGCCAUGCCUUUCACAUGGAGUGUAUUGACACAUGGUUGUUGUCACAUUCUACUUGUCCUCUUUGUAGAGCGAGUUUGCUACCUGAAUUCUCUGCAAACAAUAACCGUUCCCCCAUUGUUCUUGUUCUGGAAUCUGGGAGUGAUAGCUCAAGGGAGAUUGUCCCUGAGGGUGGUGGUGCUAUUGGAAGGACUAGUUCAGUUAUGACUACACAUUCUCGCCUUGGUUGCUGCGGUGAGAGCGAAUUCGGAUCAACGCGUGUCGAUUUACCUCGCAAAUCGGGUGAAUUAGCUGUAAUUGAGAGUCCUGAUUCAAAUGUUGCAGUUGCAGGGGAUGAUGGUGUGGAGAAAGUGGUUACUGUGAAGCUGGGGAAGUACAGGAAUGUGGAUGGUGGUGAGGGAGGGGAUGGUGAAGGAAGUAGCACUAAAAAUGUAGAUGCUAGAAGGUGUUUUUCUAUGGGGUCUUUUGCUUAUGUUAUGGAUGAGAGUUCCUCAUUGCAGGUACCUAUUAAGAAAACCCCAAUCAAGCCACAGUCAAAUAAGAAGCUUGUUUUGCCUUUGACCCCAGGACACAAGCUUGCAAUGUCAGAAUGUGAUUGUGAAUCCAGGAGAGACUUCAAAUUCUCAGGCUUGCAUGCAACUAGAGUUGAUCAGAAUCUUGCUGGGGCUUCAAGUGCUUGUAGUGGAAAUGGUGCUGCUAUUGGAAAGAGCAGAAAGGAAAGUUUUUCUAUAUCAAAGAUUUGGCUCAGGGGGAAGAAGGAUAGGGCGAAUUCGGCGGCGGAUUCGUCGAGAAGGUCUGUUUCAUUCAGGUUCCCGGCACCGCGCAAUGCCGCUUCUGUCGGUGAUGCAGAUGAUUUGAAGGCUAGGAGAAACAAAUUUGACACAAGGAGUGUUAUUUCUGAGAUGGAUUUUGGGAAAUGGGAGAAUGGAGGAGGAGGAGGAGGAGGAGGAAGUGAGUUUGGCUAUGAUGAAGAAAACCAGAGCUGCUAUAGUAUGGAUUCUCAAGCUAGGGCACCUUCUUUUGCUAGAAGGACUUUGCUUUGGCUUACUGGAAGACAGAAUAAGGUUGUUCACUCAUCCCCUACUCCUUCCAACCUCUAGUGUUCUCUCUUUGUUUAUCUCCUCUCUCUUUUUGGAGCAAUUUUUUGUUACUACAUCUUAUAAUUGUGGAAUCUAGAUUUAUUAUAGUAUAAUUUUAGUGGUAGAAAGGUGCAAGAGAAGUUGAGAAAAAGUGAAAUGAAAUGUUGGAUCUGAACAAAGUAUUUCUGCAUAAAGUUUGUCAAGUUUGUUUAUGUUCAAUUCAAUAUGAGAGAUUCUUUUGUU